AUGGCUGAAUUUCCAAACAGAAGAAGUUGGAGAAAUGCAGGACAGGAGGGGGAAGAGUUCCAAGAAGAAGCUGUGUGGGGAUUCAGGACGAGGGGAACAGCUCAAAACAACAGCUUUCAAUCUGGUAAUAACAAUCAGCGGCAUUCCGUGCCGAUCGACAUCCCUGAUUGGGUAAAGAUGCUGAUGAGAUGGAACCAUCAUGGUCGUAACAGUACUGUGGAUGGGAUUCAGGGUACAAAUGAUAAUGCUAAUUAUAAUGAUUUAGUUGAUGAUAAUGAAAAUACUGAUGAGGAAUUGCUGCCACCCCAUGAGUUAAUAGCCAGGAGGUAUGCCCCCGGGAACUCCCGGGUUGUUGCCUCCUCAAUGUUCCAUGGAGUUGGGAGAACCCUCAAAGGCAGAGAUCUCAGGGAUGUCAGAAAUGCCAUCUUAACCAGUACUGGAUUUCUGGAAUCAUAA
Molecule: messenger RNA, 456 nt
Organism: Oldenlandia corymbosa var. corymbosa
Lineage: Eukaryota; Viridiplantae; Streptophyta; Magnoliopsida; Gentianales; Rubiaceae
Source: the annotation of a GenBank genome assembly